UAGAACUGCGUCAAUCUCUCUCCCUGUGCCGAAAGACAAUUUGAUAAACUUGGUGAAAACUUUCGUUGUCAGGCCAAGUAAGGACACUUUGACGUCUCCUAUCGAGAACCUAAUACCACAGGAGGAAAAAAUGGCAUCGCACAUGGAAGACGAGCAGAGUUUGAAAGAAUGCGAGGCGUAUGUUCAGAAGCACAACAUCCAGCAAUUGCUGAAAGAUUCGAUCGUGCAACUCUGCAUCCAUCGCCCUGAGGAACCGGUCAACUUUUUGUGGGAGUACUUUGGAAAACUGAACACGGAUUCCAAACCCAAGUCCUCUCAGGGGGCCCAGUCUUCCCAGACCCAGUCCUCACUCAGCGAAGAGAGAGAGGAGGAGAUCUCCCCCACCCCUCCGGUAUCCCAGCCCAAGACCCGCCGUCGCCGCGGUGCCUUUAGCGCCGAACCAUACACAGAGGAGGAUGCAACUUCCUACGUCAAAAAGGUGAUUCCCAAAGAUUACAAGACUAUGGCCGCUCUCUCCAAAGCCAUCUCUAAGAACGUUUUAUUCUCCCACCUGGAUGAAUCAGAGAGGAGCGACAUAUUUGAUGCCAUGUAUCCAGUCAAGCACGAUGCUAACCAGGUCGUCAUACAGCAAGGUGAUGAAGGCGAUAACUUCUAUGUCAUUGACUCCGGAGAAGUUGACAUCUAUGUGGACAAUGAGCGUGUCGUCACCCUGAGUGAGGGCAGCAGCUUUGGAGAGCUGGCUCUCAUCUACGGCACCCCAAGAGCUGCUACAGUCAAGGCUAAGACUGAUAUGAAGCUGUGGGGAAUUGACAGGGACAGCUACAGACGAAUUCUCAUGGGAAGCCAAGUACGCAAGAGGAAGAUGUACGAGGAAUUCCUCACUAAGGUAUCCAUCCUUGAAAACCUCGACAUAUGGGAGAACUUGACAAUAGCCGAUGCUCUCGAGCCAGUCCAGUUCGACGAUGGCCAAAAGAUUGUUGUUCAAGGAGAACAAGGAGAUGACUUCUUCAUGAUCAUUGAGGGCCAGGCAGCAGUUCUUCAGCGUCAUGGCAACGACUCGGAAUUGAUUGAAGUUGGCAAGCUAGGACCAUCAGAUUACUUUGGUGAGAUUGCCUUACUGCUAGACCGCCCCCGUGCUGCCACCGUCGUAGCCCGCGGCAACUUGAAGUGCGUCAAACUGGACAGACAACGCUUCGAGCGUGUGCUUGGACCUUGCCAGGAGAUCCUCAAGAGGAAUAUCUCCAGUUACAACAGCUUUGUGCAGCUGUCUGUAUAGAGAUCUCCUCUCUCAACUCAUCCUAUUUCUCUCCAGUCUCCUGUUCUCUCUUUCUAUUGUACUUUCUAUUCCUAUCACCCUCUCUCCCCCAUCCCUCCCCCUAACACAUGCCAUCAUUCCCCUCCCUCAUUUCCAUUGUUCCCUGUCCGUCUCUUUCCACGACUCUCUCUCACCACUCAUCGCCCUCUCUCUCUCAUCCCCUCUCUAUCUCUCUUUCUAUCUUUCUUUCUCUCUCUCUCUUCGAGAGGAUGGAUAAAGAUCUGUGUCAUCUAUGUGAUGCUUUAGAACUUAAAAACGAUUGAGAGAGUACCUUAAGAGUUUUACAAUGUUUCUUCAAAGGGCCUCACAAAACCUUUUUUCACAGGUGGUAUGAAUUGGAAAUUUUUAUGGUCAGUUUGCAUACAGCCCCUGUUCAAAUUUCUAAAUGUAGGGUAGAGAGUUUAAAUUGGGGGGCCUCUGUGGACCAGGCCCCUCCGAGUGUCGGGUCUUUCGUAUUGUACAAGCAUUGGUACUAAUGAAGGAGAUGAAGGAAAGAGAGUGUGUUAUAAAAAUAAAUUGCUACAAACUGCAGAGAGAGAAAGAGAGAUCAGAGACGAGAGAUAAAUUGGCCAAGUAACACUUUGGUUUCUUUAUCAUAGUGGGAGGGGGAGAGCUAUGGAGCUUUGUUCUUUAUGCUUUGUGUGUCUAGUAUUCCUACAACAAAAUAUCUCACAACUUUUCUUUGUUACAAGAAAUAGAGGGUUAGCGUGUGCACUAUGAAAGUGAACUAGUUGCGAUGAAGUUAGGACGGGAUAUGUCAUUCGCUGUGCAGUUCAAUCAAAACGCUGCUGUUAUGGGAUAUUGCAGACCGAAGUUGAAUUUGAAAGAGAAUAUACUAUGCUGUUUUCUUUGAUAAUUUCCUGAAGAGCAUUUCAACAUAUCUGAAAGCGGUCUAUUUGCAAAGCAGUGAAAAAGAGAGAUGCGGGGAGCAUUUGAAGUUUGUUACUUUUUUAUGAAAUCAUCUGUUAUAACAGUCAGAAAGGCAUUAAUUCUCUGUUCAAGUUUAGGAGUUACUGCCCUUCUGGCUCCAAACAGACAAUAAACACAAUUCCCUUGUAAAUUGUUCAGGUAUUAUAAAAACCUUUAUUAUAGCAGUUGGAGAGGAGGUAGGAUUUUAGAUUACUCUAGACGACUAUAACUCCUUAUUUAUUGUGAUUUUAUGCCCAUUGACCAGUGCGGGAGAGAGCUUGUGGUUUGACAAGCGAGGAUUUGUCAUAGCAUGUGUGGAAAAUCCAAAAACUUGGUGUUUACGGACGGAUUGGGGCAGUUGUUUGACCAUGUGUAUGUACAUAACUGACAUUGUUUGUUCAUUCAUUAGUCCCUGGUGCUGUGUGUCAAAUGAGGGUCGGACAGGAAUUCGCUAAAUAUAACGUAUAAACUAUAUUUGCUCUUGUAAAUUUGAAGGGGAUGCAUAAUUGUGUAUGGUUUUCAUAACUCCUCAUAUGAAUAUUCAUAGCCAGUUAGACUGUUUGCUUUAAAUAGUGCAACAUUAUAUUUGUAGAUUAUACAUUUUCUGGGCGCUGGUUUAAUGAUUGGGUCUGGGUCUAAUUUUCCUCCCUCUCGUUUUUAUUUUACAUCAUCUCUUCUAAUAUUUUCAUCUUACUUGGUCGUACAUACGAAGUUUGUGUGUACUUUGGUAUCAGAAAGUUUUAUUGGAUCCUUAUUGGGGAGAAAGGGACAUACUGCCUUGGUUCUUCAGUAUUCAAUUCACUUCAAUUUAAUUUGAAAGAUGUCUCUGGAAACAUGCUGUGAUAUACAUGUAACGGUUGUAACAGUUUGGCAGAGAAAGUGAAAAUCAUGUUGCUGUGGUCUGUGAGAAUGCUGAGAACUAUGCUUUAAAGGAGCAUCAUUCUUGCAGAGUGCCGCCUUUUAAGGCAUCUUUUCAAAAAUCUUAGCGAUUUAAAUAUGAGGAAUAUAAACAAACAUAUAAUUAAGACAUUGUUGGGUUUAAUAGGAAUAUCAAGGUCGUUGAGUUUACUAUUCUUGCUUUUCUCAUGUAUCAGAUAGGUGGUGUGCUUUUAUCAUUGUAUUGAUGUCGAAAUUCCAGAACAACCUUUUUGAAAUGUGUUCAAGUACUUGUCUUUUUAACUACCCUAAGCUUGUAAAUAGAACCUUAUGUAGUUAGAAUGCUCACAAUCAUUAGGAGAUAUCUCUCAUUGUUUUGUCCGUAUAAAUAAAGCACCAAAAAUCUAUUUGAUAUGAUUACAUUUUUAAUUGUUUAAUUAUUUCAAAACGUUUAUUUAAUCUUAUAUCAUGCCACCAUGAAGGGAAUUAUGACUACAUAAUUCUUUUGAAUUAAUGUAUACUUUCUUUUAACCAUUUUUUUUCCUUCUUGUUUUUUCCUCGCACAAUAGAUUGUUUAUAGAUAUAUGAAAGAGCGUUACUUAUUACAUAUCUGUGUGUUGUCUUUUCUUGUAGAGGUAUACCCUGAUAAAAAACAUAUUGUUCUGUGAAAUUAUAAUCUACUAUCAUUAAAUUUAAUGAAGGUGGUGUCUAAAGAAA
Messenger RNA from Strongylocentrotus purpuratus (purple sea urchin), 3817 nucleotides. Its product is annotated as cAMP-dependent protein kinase type I-alpha regulatory subunit-like. The record is from RefSeq and is a predicted model, not a curated record. Gene Ontology annotation, biological process: regulation of protein phosphorylation. Gene Ontology annotation, molecular function: cAMP-dependent protein kinase regulator activity. Gene Ontology annotation, cellular component: cAMP-dependent protein kinase complex. The coding region runs from base 131 to 1276 and encodes 381 amino acids. NCBI's taxonomy places the organism in Eukaryota, Metazoa, Echinodermata, Echinoidea, Camarodonta, Strongylocentrotidae. The transcript has 11 exons.